Molecule: messenger RNA, 1956 nt
Organism: Seminavis robusta
Lineage: Eukaryota; Bacillariophyta; Bacillariophyceae; Naviculales; Naviculaceae
Source: the annotation of a GenBank genome assembly
AUGUCCACAGGUAUCGGAGUAAUGAUGGCCGUUGCUGAGGUGCGGGCUGACCGCCACGAUGAAAAGAGAAGAGAGUUUUGUAGACAGCGCCUGUUUCUGUUACGAGCUGUCGGCUUGGGUAGCAUUCUAGUUCUUUCCGUCUAUUUUAUCUGUCGUUGUUGCCACCAACAAGGACAGGAUCUGAUGAUGCCAGAGUCAGAGGUGCCAAUUGUGGAUGAUACCGUUGAGUCUUCAAAACACAAACUGUAUCCCAUAACGGCGGGCCACGAUCCCACGUCACUGACGACACCGCCGACAUUGGAAUUGAGGAAACGUAAACGAAGAACCCUGAAAAACAAAGGAUUAGGAGGUGUAGGGAGGAAACAGAGAACACGAGGGAGGGCCAACCAAAAGGGCGAAGAAGCUUUCGACCGCGCUUUCUUUGUGCGCAGUGGCGAUAGAAGCAGCAUGGUGAUGGGAAGCAGUAACGGGAUUGUGCAACCGAUAUCGUCAGAUACCUAUGUUGUAGAGGACGAACAAAACGAUGGCAUCAUCUACAGCCCUGGACCUGACUAUCGCCAAGGAGUAGAUGACAGUGCCAAUGGAGGCCAGUCAAAGCCAAACAACAGCAACAAUGGUGCACGAGGAGAUGCCACUGGCAGAGUAAAAGGAUCGCGCUCCAAAACAGAAACUGGCAAUAGUGGCGGGGCAGGUGGCCAAGCCAAAGGAAGUGUGGCAGAACCAGAAGCUGGAGGAGACGGCCGUAACAAAGGGGCUCUCUUGGAACCACAGGGGGAAGGAUUGGACGCAGAAAGCGCCAAUAAUGGAGGGGUCACCGGAUACGCCGAAGGAGUUCUCUCUGAACCACAAAGUAAAGGAUCAAAUGAACAAGUUGACAAGGGCAAAGGGGUAGAUGAACCAGUUAAUGGCAACCUAUCCGAAGCAGAAGUUGACGGGGUAGAUGGAGAAAAUGACAAUACGGAAGGGUUAGAUGUUCUUCCCGAACCACAGCAUGAAGGAGUGGAGGGAGAAAGUGACAGCAGUGCAGGGGUGGAUGAAAAUGCACCACUAAGUGAAGGAUCAGAUGGAGAAAAUGGCAUUGGCGAAGGGGAAUAUGGCCAUGUCCAAGUAGUUCUCUCGGAACCACAAAGCGGGGUAGGCGAUGGCAAAGUCACCGCAACUGUCACCGGCCAUGAACCACAAAGCGAAGGAUCGGAUGGAGAAAAUGGUCUUAGUGAAGGGGAAUAUGGACAUGUCCAAGUAGUUCUCCCAGAACCAGAAAGCGAUGCAGGCGAUGGCAAAGUCACCGCAACUGUCCCCAGUUAUGAACCACAAAGGGAAGGCGCAGAUGGAAACAUUGACAAUAAUGAAGAGAUAGAUGGCCAAGUCGAAGGAUUUCAAUCAGAACAACAAAUGGAGUUUACGGAUGGCCAAGUCAUCGCAACUGUCAGCAGACCGCUGCGUGACGAUGGCCAGGGAGUGGGCAGCAAGAUCAAUGGAAUUCCCACCGAACCAGCACUUGGCAAUAGUGAACAGGUGGAUGGUCAAAGCAAUGGAAUACUCUCAGAACCAGACAUAGAAGGGUCAGGUGGACAAGUCACCGCAGUUGUUGCCCGACCUGCUUUUGACAAUGGUCAGGGAGUGGACAGCAGGAUCAAUGGAAUUCCCUCCCAAUCAGCACUUGGCCAUAGUGAACAGGUAAAUGGUCAAGUCUUGAACUCUGAAAACAUUGAAGGGGUCGAUGGCAGAAUCAACGGAAUCAUCUCCCAACCAAAUGCAGGGCAAGAGGGACAAGUCUCCUUUCAAGACAGCGGUGGCCCGGUCAAAGGAGUUAUUUCACAACCAGGGUUUAGCAACAGUGCAGAAGUUGGCCAAGUCAAUCCAAUACUCUCAACAGCUGAAAUUGGCCAAAGCGAAGGCGUGGAUGGACGCGUUCAAGGAAUUCGAUCUGAACCUUUGCUUGACGAGUCCCCUUGA